AUGGCUGGCCGAUUCGAAGAACUUCGUGAACAACUCUCCGACGACAUUAAGGGCGUCAACCGCUACAAUCCAAAUCACAUUCCGGCUUUACAAGAGUGCAUUACUGCCAUGUUGAGAGAGGAUACGUACGACAAGGAUAUUUUGUUGACUACCUUGAAGUUGUAUCAGUUGAAUCCAAAAAGGUAAGUUACUUUGAAGAUUUUGUUUAAAAUUUAGGUUGGCAUUACCUUAAGAAGCCUCACGAUGGGCUUUUUAUAUAGCUGGAAAUUACUUUUGUACGAAGUUUAUUUAAUUAUUGUGUAUAUUGUUUUAGUUACAACGAAGGGUACGUGCAAGACAUUCUUCUCAAAACUAUGAUGGUCUUCCCAAGAAACGACUAUGCUUUGGCCAAAUAUUUGAUUGAUGCUAAGUGUGCUUCCUCUCCUGUAAGUAGUUUAUUUAUAUUUUUUGGGUUAAUAUAUGGAGAUUUACAUUAACAUUGCUUUAGUGAAGCAUAUUGUACUAGCUAGUUAUUCUAGUAAGGACGCUUUUACUAAUUUUACUGGCACUUUUUACAAAUAGGAUGAAAGAGUAUUUUCAGGACCUCCGCAAGGUUAUGGACAUUGGAGCUUUGUUGGAAUCGUGCAACUUCAGCGUUUUCUGGAAGCUUCUUCAUGGUGAAUAUGUCCCUUCGAAUACGGCGGAGGAAAAGUUCAAGAAUCCGGAUGAAAUCAAAAAGUUGCUUCAACCUUUGAAAGGGUUUGAAGAUGCUAUUAGACAUUGUAAGUUAAUUUUGUUAUUGAUAAUGUUAAGGAGAAGAUAUAUUAUAAUAUUUUACAGUAGAUGAUUGGGCGGCUAAUUUUUUAUAGUUUAUGUUUUGGAGGGAUAAUUUUGAAAGUUUGGGUAAUGAUGAAGUAUAGCUAUAGAUAUCGUCAACUUAUUUAUUUUUAGAUGUAUGUUCGGUUAUCUCUGCCACUUUUCAAACGAUUGAUGCUUCUCAAUUGAAACGAUUGUUGGGCGGCAUUUCUGGUAAGAUCUUUUUAUACUUUCUCAUGAUUAAAUUGUGUGCGUAUAAAUUUUGGUGCGGAUUUUUAUUUAUCAUGUACGUGUUUAGAUAGCGAAUGCCAAGGAUAUGCGAGGCACUACAAAUGGGAAAAGCGGUCGGAUGGUAGUUACUUUAUUAAAAAUCACGACGCUACCAUUAAGAGCAGAAAUGUUGAGGAAAGAGUCAAGUUCGAACGUAUGUUCAUUUAUUAUUAUACCUUGUAUUAGAGCCUGGCGGGUUUUUAAAUUUGGCGGAUUUUUGAAAGGUUCUGUUUUAACUAUAUUGUACUUGGUAUUUGAAGGGUUCAGGCAGUUUAUAUAGUUUUUCUACCAAUUUAUUAUAGUAAAGUAUAGUUUUUGAUUUUACCUUGUUGAUAACUUUGUCUUUUCAGAAUGCCGUGACGUUCUCCAACUGUCCCACCAAAUCGGAAACUGA
Bursaphelenchus okinawaensis is the source of this 1459-nucleotide messenger RNA. Lineage: Eukaryota; Metazoa; Nematoda; Chromadorea; Rhabditida; Aphelenchoididae. The record is from the annotation of a GenBank genome assembly.